Molecule: messenger RNA, 1242 nt
Organism: Vicia faba (fava bean)
Lineage: Eukaryota; Viridiplantae; Streptophyta; Magnoliopsida; Fabales; Fabaceae
Source: the annotation of a GenBank genome assembly
AUGUCUUCCUCCAACAAACAUUGGCCUAGCAUGUUCAAGAAAUCCAAGCCGGACAACCAUCAGAAUUGGCAGCAUGGCAUGAACUCAUCUCUCUUGUCCGCUGGCCUACAAACUACUCCUGUUACUUUAGGUGGAGAUGUUGAUGACAGAAGUCAUGAACCGAAGCCAAGAUGGAAUCCAAAACCGGAACAAAUUCGCAUUUUGGAAUCCAUCUUCAACUCCGGAAUGGUGAACCCUCUAAGGGAAGAGAUCAAGAAGAUACAAGCACAGUUACAAGAGUUUGGCCAAGUUGGAGAUGCAAAUGUGUUCUACUGGUUCCAAAACCGCAAAUCGCGAAGCAAAAAUAAGCAUAGACACCUCCAUAGCAAUCCAAGAAACAAAAAGAAUUUCGCUGCUGCUGCUCAAAUCAUCACUGCACCACCUAACUUAUCCUUAUCAUCUUCCUCUGAUCAUCCAAACGCAAAGGCGCCGACCAACGAAGCGAUAAUGGUUAACAACAUUGGCUUCUCCAAUGUUAACGAUGGGAUGAGAGUGUUGCCUAAUUCUCCAAAUGUGAACCAUAACCAAACUGCUUAUAAUUUUCUUCAACCACCUGCUGAGACCAAUUUUCAACUACCAACACCUCAACCUCAACCAUAUUUCGCUUUCCCUAUGGAGAAUAAUAACAAUAUCAAUGAAGGACUAGCCCAAGAGCUUUACUUAUCAGAUCAGUAUUCCAAUUCCAAUAUGGUUCAGCCUUUACCUCAACAAAAUGUUGCUCUUCCUUUGUUUAAUCAUGACAUCAUGAUGAACUAUGGAAUUGGAAUUGGAAAUGGAGGUGGAACCUCCUCAAUGAAUGACCACCAGCAUGAUCAAGAGAAUAUUAUUCAAGAACAAGCAAUGAAUAUGAUGCAGAUCAACCAACAAAACCAACAACAACUUGGUUUUCGUCUCACUUCAAGGACUCAUGAUUCAUCUCUUGUUCCUCUCCCUCCUGUUGUUGCUCCAUUCCCCAUUCCUCAAUUUCAAGGUGUUGACGAGGAAGUUGAUAAGCCAAAAUAUAGGGUGAUAAUUAACAACACUGUAAUCGAAGUUGAAGUAGGACCUUUCAAUGUUCGUGCAAAUUUUGGAGAUGGUGCAGUUCUAUUUGACUCCUCUGGCCAACAAGUUCCCACCGACGAAUGGGGUGUCACCCUCGACUCACUCCAACAUGGUGUUUCUUAUUACAUGAUCUGUGCUUUUUUUUCUUCCAAACUCGUUUAA